This is a messenger RNA of Prunus armeniaca (apricot), 174 nucleotides long. The record is from the annotation of a GenBank genome assembly. Lineage: Eukaryota; Viridiplantae; Streptophyta; Magnoliopsida; Rosales; Rosaceae.
AUGUCUAGAGAUAGAAGGCAUUCGAGGUGUUAUUUGGAGCUGGGAGUUGCUGAUCUGAAGCUUCCAAUUUCCAAAGAAGGCAAAGUGUGGCUGCUGCCGAACACGGUCAAUCAGUCGUGUGCGAAGCAUGUGGAGUUUUCUACGGCUGCCAUUCGGUAUCGUUGGGUGCCUUGA